Messenger RNA from Hippopotamus amphibius kiboko, 825 nucleotides. RefSeq names its product neuropeptide W (gene NPW). Gene Ontology annotation, molecular function: G protein-coupled receptor binding. The transcript has 4 exons. Bases 1 to 825 code for a protein of 274 amino acids. Gene Ontology annotation, biological process: feeding behavior; G protein-coupled receptor signaling pathway. Lineage: Eukaryota; Metazoa; Chordata; Mammalia; Artiodactyla; Hippopotamidae. The record is from RefSeq and is a predicted model, not a curated record.
AUGGCUGGGCCCACCCAGCUGAGCGAGGGGCUUGAUGCAGAGAAACAUCAGGGCAAGUUUGCUGAGUGGAUGCCUCCUGGUCUCCGGCUUCCCGACGUGGCACGUCCAGACCCGACUGAGCCAGUUCCCAGUCCGCCCCUCCGGGCGGCCGUCAACGUGAGCACCCUGGCGCGGGGCACGGGGAUGCGGGGUCCUGGGCGGGGGGCCCCUGCGAGCCGCCGGCUGUUGGCAUUGCUGCUGCUGCUGCUGCUGCCGCCGCUGCCCGCCGGCGCCUGGUACAAGCACGUGGCGAGUCCCCGCUACCACACGGUGGGCCGCGCAGCGGGCCUGCUAAUGGGGCUGCGCCGCUCACCCUACCUGUGGCGCCGAGCGCUGAGCCCCGCCGCCGGGCCCCUUGCCUGGGACAGCUUCGGCCUGGGCGUGCUCCCCCAGGGGCCACCUGCCAGAAGCGCCCUCCCCCCCGGGCCCGUCGCCCGCGAUGCUCUGCUGCUUCCCUCCGAAGUUCAGAAACUGUGGGAGAUGCGACGCAGAAGCUCCCACGCUGGGCUCCCGGUCGGUGCGCCUCGCAGCCCGCGCGCCCCGGAGUCCGCGCCCCAACCGGAGCUGCGGCUGGGCGCCUACUCCUGGACCUCGGCGGAGCAGGCCAGGACACCCUACGACAUUUUCAUCCCCGACUCCCAGCAGAGGAAGGCUUUCCUGGAGCAGUCUCUACUCUUCCAGCCUGGGGAGUGGGGAGAGCGAGCCUUCGGAGAGUCUCCUGCUCAGCCGUGGUCUGCGCGGGGAACCGCCUUCGCCAGCCCCCGCCUGGCCCCAGAGCCGUCCUGA